This is a messenger RNA of Rubroshorea leprosula, 1129 nucleotides long. NCBI's taxonomy places the organism in Eukaryota, Viridiplantae, Streptophyta, Magnoliopsida, Malvales, Dipterocarpaceae. The record is from the annotation of a GenBank genome assembly.
GGUUCAACUUUUGUUCUGCGAGCAAGCCACCGUUUCAGGGGCUGCUGUUCUCGCUGCUUCGGUCGGAAUACGGAAUCUUCAAGAAACCAUGUACGGAUCAAGAGGGGCAAUGUUGGGAAGCGGGGGGGUUUCGGACGGGUACGAGGUCGGCUCAAAGAGACAAAGAAUGAUGGAAUCCACUCCCUACUUCGCAGUGAGCAGCAGUGCAGGUGGCUAUCAACCAUACAAUUAUGGUGGAGGCUUUCAGCCCCCUCCUUUUCCUGUGGUUCGGCUCAGGGGCCUUCCUUUCAACUGCACUGAUAUCGACAUCUUCAAAUUCUUUGCUGGACUGGACAUUGUGGAUGUGUUUCUGGUCAACAAGAGUGGACGUUUCUCUGGAGAGGCCUUUGUUGUCUUUGCUGGAGCCAUGCAGGUUGAGUUUGCUUUGCAGAGAGAUCGACAAAAUAUGGGCCGCAGGUAUGUGGAAGUUUUCAGGUGCAAGAGGCAGGACUAUUACAAUGCUGUGGCUGCAGAGGUGAAUUAUGAAGGAAUAUAUGAAAACGAUUAUCAUGGAAGUCCACCGCCUUCUAAAGCAAAGAGGCAUGAGAAUGACAAGGAUCAAAUGGAGUACACUGAGAUAUUAAAGAUGCGUGGCCUACCCUUCUCUGUGAAGAAACCUGAUAUAAUUGAAUUCUUUGUAGACUUCAAGCUUGUUGAAGAUAGGAUACAUAUUGCAUGUCGCCCGGAUGGAAAAGCUACAGGAGAGGCCUAUGUGGAGUUUGAAUCUGCUGACGAGGCUAAGAGAGCAAUGUGUAAGGACAAGAUGACAAUUGGGAAAAGAUAUGCGGAGCUCUUUCCUUCAACACCAGAUGAAUUUCGACGAGCUGAGUCAAGAUCAAGGCAGUGAAGAGGCAAUAUUGCAUUGGAUUCAACACUUGCCCCAGGACCAGGUUCCUCUGAGGUGUUUCAGGCAGUUCCACAUGCUAUGUUUUUUCCAAUUUUCUUCAAUUAGGUUGCACGUUAGUAUAUUAAAUUUCAUUACGUUUUGACUGGCUGAAUUUUUGGCCAUUUUAUGGAGAUAAGAACAUUGAGCUUAAUGCCAUGCCGAUACUAAUUCCCAAUUGCUGUCUCAUAAAAACUUUUGCAUCCA